This is a messenger RNA of Papaver somniferum (opium poppy), 1044 nucleotides long. Its product is annotated as arogenate dehydratase/prephenate dehydratase 6, chloroplastic-like. NCBI's taxonomy places the organism in Eukaryota, Viridiplantae, Streptophyta, Magnoliopsida, Ranunculales, Papaveraceae. Gene Ontology annotation, biological process: L-phenylalanine biosynthetic process. Gene Ontology annotation, molecular function: prephenate dehydratase activity; arogenate dehydratase activity; chorismate mutase activity. Bases 1 to 1044 code for a protein of 347 amino acids. The transcript has a single exon. The record is from RefSeq and is a predicted model, not a curated record. Gene Ontology annotation, cellular component: cytoplasm; chloroplast.
AUGGCUGAGAUGCUAAUUAAUCAGACCAUGUCAACAACAAAAAGAACCCAUUUUCAAGUUCCAUCACUACCAGCUUUCAGAACUGUGAACUACCGAAGAAAUUAUGUGAAAAUACUGAAUUCGCUAAACGGAUCAGUGCAAAAUUCAAGAAAACUCAGAGUAGCAUACCAAGGAGCUCCUGGUGCUUACAGUGAAUUUGCAGCGAAAACAGCUUGUCCUGAAUCAGUUACAAUACCUUGCAGGGCAGUUAUUAAUGUGAUCUCUGCAAUUGAAACAGGAAGAGCUGAUCUUGCUAUACUUGCUGUUGAAAGCACCAUGGAAGGAACUGCAGUUAGAAACUAUGACUUGCUACUACAACGAGAUUUAUGCAUUGUGCAAGAAAUUAACCUUUUUGUUCAGUACUGCUUAUUAGCAAUGCCUGGUGUGACAAAAAGUGAACUGAAGAGAGUGAUUAGCCAUCCAAUGGCUUUAGCUCACUGUGGCAGGAGUUUGGCUGAGUUAGGACUUGAUCACCAAGCUGUUGAUGAUACGGCUGGUGCAGUCGAGCUUCUUUUGUCUAACAGAAUGCUUGAUACUGCAGCCAUUGCUAGUACUCGAGCCGCUGCAUUGUAUGGUUUAGAUGUUUUAGCUCAUGGGUUACAAGACGAAUCAUGGAACGUUACUCGUUUCUUGAUUUUGUCAAAAAAUAACCCAAAAAUUGCAAAGAAGAGAAAAGUUGGAGUUAAAACAAGUAUGGUUGUAGCUCAUCAUAGUGGAACUCUGGAUGUACUCCUCAAAGUUCUGUCCACUUUCUCGUCUCGAAAGAUCAGUCUAACAAAACUAGAAGUGAAUUCCUCAUCGAAUAAUAAUGGCCCUGUAAAAGUCUUGGAUGCUCAUGAAGGAGGAUCUAUCAAGGAAUACCCUUGUGUUCUCCACGUUGAUUUUGAAGGUUCCGUAGAUGAUCAAAAGGUUAAGGAUGCUAUAGCUGAACUUUCUGAUUUACCUGUUUAUGUUAGGAUCUUGGGUUGCUACUCUGCAGAUCCUACUAUCUAUGGUCUUCAGUAA